This is a messenger RNA of Lutzomyia longipalpis, 3882 nucleotides long. RefSeq names its product cyclin-T (gene CycT). NCBI's taxonomy places the organism in Eukaryota, Metazoa, Arthropoda, Insecta, Diptera, Psychodidae. The coding region runs from base 217 to 3114 and encodes 965 amino acids. Gene Ontology annotation, cellular component: nucleus; cyclin/CDK positive transcription elongation factor complex. The record is from RefSeq and is a predicted model, not a curated record. Gene Ontology annotation, molecular function: cyclin-dependent protein serine/threonine kinase activator activity. Gene Ontology annotation, biological process: positive regulation of DNA-templated transcription, elongation; regulation of transcription by RNA polymerase II. The transcript is spliced from 6 exons.
AGGGGUCGUCCCAUAUUGACGGACAAACGUGACAACAAUCAAAGUAGGCAAAACAAUCCUGUCGUGAGCAUCAUUUAAAAGCAAUUUUCCUGGAAAAAGGAGUGAUUUUGUGAUAGAACGGGGUGCAGGAGUGUGUGCAUUGGGCCCGGGAGUUGCGAGUGGUGUGCUUUUGUGCCAUUCUUGGUGAACGCAUCGUGUGUUUUGGGUGCAGGUUGAAUGAUGGCUGAGAAUGACAAAGAUUCAAGAUGGUACUUCACGGCAGAACAACUCCAGAACUCACCGAGCCGAAAAUGUGGCAUAGAUGCGGACAAGGAGCUGGUCUAUCGGCAGCAGACGGCCUAUCUCAUCCAGGAAAUGGGGCAACUGCUUAGAGUCUCUCAACUGUGCAUAAAUACAGCAAUUGUGUACAUGCAUCGAUUCUAUGCAUUUCACUCCUUCACACACUUCAAUCGUCACGGAAUAGCCGCAGCAAGCCUCUUUCUGGCAGCAAAGGUGGAGGAGCAACCACGAAAGCUGGAACAUGUAAUUCGUGUGUACUACUCCUGCCUAACACCAUCGGCUGAGCCACCGGAUACCACGAAGGAGGCAUUCUCGGAGCAAGCCCAGGAUUUGGUAUUCAAUGAGAAUGUUCUUCUGCAGACAUUGGGAUUUGACGUAGCCAUCGAUCAUCCCCACACGCACGUCGUCAAGACUUGCCAUCUUGUGAAAGCAACAUUCUCUUUUCCAGCAUGCAAAGAUCUAGCCCAGACAUCCUACUUCAUGGCCUCCAACAGUCUGCACUUAACAACAAUGUGUCUUCAAUACAAACCAACUGUUGUGGCGUGCUUCUGCAUCCAUUUGGCAUGUCAGUGGUCCAAUUGGGCGAUCCCAAACUCUUCAGAGGGUUUGCCGUGGUUCCACUAUGUGGAUAAGACUGUUACGGUGGAGCUCCUAACGCAGCUAACGGAGGAAUUUAUCCAAAUCUACGAUAAGAGCCCAUCGCGCCUCAAGAGUAAGUUGAAUUCCAUCAAGACACUCGCUCAGGGGGCAAAAGUCGGCGAAGGAUCAUCGCAGGAGCGCUCAAAUCAUCAUAGAGCCUCCUCAUCGAUGGGGCAUUCGCACCAUCAUAAGGUGGAUCCGAAUAACCCCAAAGGGAUGCCGUCGUCGUCGUCGUCGCGUCAGCAACAGCAGCACUUUCAGCAGAUGCACCAUCAGAGUGGGAAAUCACGUGAACGUCCAAAUGUGCCGCCGACACAGGCUGAUGGGGGCCACGGGGGGAUGAAGGGGAAUAUGGUGGGAACGGCCAAGGGGGCUGCUGCCAUUCAGGGGAGUUCUGGACACACACGUGGCCUACCGCCGCCAAGAGAUGCCUUCGGGAGGGAGUCGAGUAAGAGUCGACCAUCCUUCCAGCAGCACCAUCCUUCGGGAUUUCCGCAGCACAAACCACCGCCGGAUUUCCGGGAGCAGCAGCAGCAGCAGAAGAAGGAUCUCUUUGCGUCUUCCACACAGCAGUCCAAGAGUGGUGGUGGUGGUGGGCAGUACCAGCAAUCAUCCAAUUACUUCAGUGAACCUCCCACAAGGAGUGGUGGUUCCAAUACAUCUCAGGGCAUGAGGUACAGCCAAAAUUCCCAUAAACACGAAGGUGGUCCACCACCGGUGUUUGGACCGAAAAAUCCAGGAGGAAGUGGACAUGUUGAUGUUUCACAGCAAAAUAAUGAAAGUAGUAGUGAUAUAGUUCCGCCCACGUCUCCGAGACAUCCCCAAAAAUCCAUCUUUAGCCCCGAUCAACCGGAAAAGGUGGAUGUGAUGAAGAAAUCCGCCGUGCCAUCGUUACCAAGGUAUGACGAUCGCCGUAUGGAUGUGAAGAAGGAUAAACGACCUGAUAUGUCGGCAUCGGGUGGAGGUAGUGGUAGUAGUAGUAGUAGUAGUCAUCCGAGUAAAUCCAAUCAAGUACUUCAUCCACCACCACAAUCACUGAAUAAUCCACCGGGAAUGGAGAAGAAGGUGGCAAGUGUGAAGCCACAGAUGAAGCAUCCGCCACCACCACCAUUCGGGGGGCCACCAUAUAAGAUUUCUAGCAAUGUUAAGCGCACCUUUGACGACAUGACGCGUCAUGAGGAGAGUGGGAUUGAUUUCCGGGAGGCAAAAAUGCGUCGUUCAGAGGCUGAAAAUGAAUCACGUGCACGUGCUGGGAAGAUGGAUUCAAUGGGUGGUGGGAAUCCCCUGCAUCUCGGUGGGAGUUUCAAUGCUUUCGAUACGGCAUUCGAUCAGCCCAAGAGUAGCAGCAGUAGCAGUGGGGGGCACAAGAUAUUCCCACCAUCGUUGGCAAAUAGUAUCGAAACAAAUCCCGAUUUAGUGAGUUGUCUGCUAAAGGAGAGUCUCUCUGAGAAUAAAUGGUCAAUGGGUGGUGGUACGGAGAAGCAGCAGCAGCAGCAACCACCUGCAGCUGGAACAGGGCAAGAUAUGAUGGCGCAUGUGGUACAGCCACCACCUGCAGUGCAGCAGAUUGAUGGGAAGAACCCAACGUCGUCAGGCGGUAUGAUGCCGUCGAAUGUGCUGCAACCACCACAACAGGGUGUUCCGGUGAAGAGUGAAGUGGGGGCUGAGGCGCAGGAGCACCAUAAGAAUCGAUCGGAGAAGAAGAAGAAGAAGGACAAGCACAAACACAAAGAGAAGGAUAAGACGAAGGAUCGUGAGGAGAGGAAGAAGCACAAGAAGGACAAGGAGAGGGAUAAGGGGGAGCAGCAGCGUGGCAAUGAUGAUCACCACAAGAAUCCGGUAACGUUGAAAAUAAUGCUGCCACGGGAGAAGGGUCCAACGGAUGGUGGUGGAGCAGCAGCAACCGAUGGGGGAUUCAAGAUAAAAAUUCCCAAAGAACGCCUACGGCCGGAGAUUAAUGCGGGUGGGCAUGGGAUGCAUGAUGAUCGUAUGGCGGGAACGCAGCCAUCGUCGCUGGAUCAUCUUCUGCUGGAUAAGCCAUCGUCGUCGCUCAAGAUAAAGAUCUCCAAAGAUAAAAUUGAGAAUUUCUCCGAUGAUCCAAUGUACUUGACGGCCUAUCCAGGAGCACCAGGUGGUGGUGGAGCUGCCAGGAAGAAGGAUAAGGACAAGGAGAAGAUCCUGAAGUACACCAUGUAGGUUAAAGAUCAUAAAGGAAGCUUCCCCCCUGCAGCUCGUGGCGUAGCAGUAGAAUAAUAAAAAAAAAACAAACAAAAAGUUAAUGUUUGGAAUUUUUAGAAAGUGAGAGAGAGAGAGAAGGAAAGAAGCAGGGAGAGAUUGUUGUUGAAUUUAAAUUUUACUAUUACCUCUCAUUUCUUUACAAACAAACAAACAAAAAAACAACCCUUAGCUUUUAAGAGACGAAAAAAUGAGGGAAUGCUAAAAGAAAAAAGAAGGAAGUUGAUUGAAAUUAUUCAAUAAGCAGAGAGAGGAUUUUGGACGUAAUCCAUUUGCGAUAUUAUCGUGAAAAUAUGUAAAAUAAUAUUUAGAGAAAACAUUUAAAAAAACAAAACUUCGGGGAUGCUUUCAUGAUUUUAUUUUGGGACACCCCCAACCCCGAAAAUAUUAUGAAGUGAUGGAGAAAGAAAUAAUAAAUUGUUGGGAAUGUUUGCAAAGAAAAAUGAUGAUUUUCUUGCAAAUAAGCCAAAAGAAAUCAACCACAAAAUGACUAUUCUCCUUUUUGAUUCUAAAGGAAAAACAAAUCUUCCCCAAUCCCGAAAGGAAUGAGAGGGAUGCGCCGUGGAAGAGAAAGGAUAUUUGAUGAGAUUCAGAUUAAAGAAAAAAAAUUGCAAAAUGUUUCCUCGAGAGUAUAUACAUAGAAAUCUACUAUCGACAUUUUAGCUGAAUUUGUAAAUAGAAGCAAAGAAAAGCAUUAAAUAAACACAACUUUUUCUCAUACCUAAAAAA